CAGCGACACCUACUGUCAGAUUUUACGCAGGAAGAAUGCACAGAAUGAUUCGCGCCAGUGGGAUAUUGUUCCAGCUUUUAUCAAACUCACGAUAUCAUUUUCAACAUGUGUAUUUGACAUGAAUUUUUAAAAACAAUGUUUUUGGCGAAAGAGUGAGUUUUGGAUAUCUGAAGUUCCGCUUUGAUAAAUUUCGCGGAAAUUUUAAUAGGCAAAAUAACAUAAGCACAACAAACAUGGCGGACGCUGUGAAUGGUGUUUUGGAAAUGACUAGUGCACAUGUAUUGGGCCAAGAUACGCCUAUUGUAUCAGCUGACGGUAUACGAAAUUCAGAAAAUGAUGUUACAGAUGAAGAUAUAUUACAGCAAGCAUUAGAUGAAGCAUCAGACAAUUUAGUGACCACCAGUUUAACACAAGGUGACGAAACUGUUGCUGUAAACUUGGCCGACACUGUUGCAGAUGGGACGUUCGACACAUCAGAAACACCCGGUGUCCCGACCGAAGUGACGUUUGAUAAUGUGACGUAUUCUGUGGUUACUGAUAAUGAAAAUGUAAUGUAUGCAACCACAUCAGGGGCGGCAUUGGAACCGUCGGAUAGUUUGUCAGAAGAUGGGCCCCUGCACACCAGCAUAAGUACAAUAGAGGAGGGAGAGGAUGACUGUGAGCUAGGGGACACUGUCACCACAAGUUCAGGUGUUUCUGUAAGACUUGUACCUGUCAAUCAAGCGAGUGGGGCACCUCUCGGAUCUAGUCAAAAUCCCAUUCGUAUCAUCCAGCAAGGUAAUCAGUAUACACCUGUACAACACCUCACCACAGAACAGCUUCAACAGAUAAUGCAAGUUGUGCAAGAGCAACAGGUAGCUAAAAGUACAACACAGGAGGGCUCCAGUAUUCUCUACAACCCUCAGACGAAUACACGAAUAGUGUAUAGAGUUAUCUACCCGUCAGAGCUCCAUAAGUCUGCUAACAGCGGUGCUCCAAUCACUCUCCAAUCACAGGGACAACAGACUGUGUUGCUAAGUCAAAGUAGUCGCAGACCCUACAAAAAACGGAAAUUAGAAGAAGAUCCCGAUAAACAGGAUGGACCUGAUUUAUCGAAAGAGGAAAAAGAACUUAGAAAAAAACAUCGCCCGCGUACUAGAUCGGGUAGAAUUUCAAAACCGCCUAAACAUAUGGUAAAAGACUAUAAACAUAUUCAUGUUUUAGACUGGGAUGAGGACUAUGAUGAUUCUGAUGGUGGUUACUCAGACUUUAAAUACAGUGAAGAUGAACGAGAAGAGAGGGAGGGCUCUGAAUCAAUGGGCAUGGAAACAGGUGUGGGACAUCCUCGUCCUAAAAACUGGAAGUGCGAGACCUGCCACAAGUCAUACAUCGGACGUGGUGGACUUGGCCGUCACUACCGGCUCAACCCAGAACAUGGCUCUGUCGAUGACCUUCCAGAGGAAACAAUACACCCAUUUGUUAGGUCUUCCCACAAUGGUCUUAGCAACAGUACGGGUAACUUAUCGGAGGACAGCAAUACUCAAGACUCUAUCUCUGGAAUUCCUUCAGCGGGGACGCCCAACAAAAUGUUCCACCACAGAGGAGGGUAUCGGGGGCGCAACUUUGAAAAUCCACUGAAACGGAAAAACAAACUUCGAGAUCUGAUCCGGCAAUGUGAAGAUGAGGAACUGAUGGAAGUGGUACUACCUCGCCUUGCCCAGGUCAUCACUCUGUGGGAGUUCCUCCUCAUGAAAGUAGAGAAGGGCAAGCCAUCUCUCCCCCAUGUUGACGACAUCUACCAUGAAUUCGAGGCACUUUCCAAACAAGUUCAGAAAUUUUGCAAAAUGUAUCUGAAGCCUCUAGCAAACACCGAAAAUAACCUCAGUAAUGUAAAAAAAUUAAAGGUGGAGAACAAACGCAUGGCAGGAGUGCUAGAUUUGGAAUUAGACACAUACGAGGUGAAAGAGAUUCCUGCCAGUGAUUUAUCAACAUUCCACUAUAGACAAAUACCUAUUGAUCCCCCACAUGUGGACACUACCAUCAAACCUCGUGUGAAACGUGUGGAGUAUGUUACCCAGAGACAGUUGCUCUCCAAGAUGGCUGCUGGGAAGCAGCUGACAAGAACCACGUUGAGUAACUCGGGUGGCAAUAACUAUGUAUUAGCAACAGGACGACCUGUUGUCAUGGAGGCAAGUAACGGUAAAUUGUCUUCCUCUUCAACUACAACAAUGCUUGACAAUCAAAAGUUUGGUAAGAUAGACAGUAUCAUGCAAUCAGUCACACCAGUGUCCUCAACACAGCCACGGUUUGUGACGGUGUCGGCGGCACCUAGUCACGUUAACACGGUGCUCACAUCUUCAGGUACGAACAGUAUGACACCGGGGGUCGGUAAACAAUCCAGUAGUACACCAGUAGUGAUACAGACAGUGGAAUCUAAACCAGGCAUUAAACCAAAUGUUGUGGGUGGCAUUAGUUUAUUACCACCAAACCUUGCCUCGCUAGCAAAUGCUCAAAAGGCAUCUACAUCACAACCAGUGGCUGUGAGUGUGAAUAUGGCUUCUAAUCUAGUUCAGUCCACGCCAGCUAACACAAUAGUGAUUCAGUCAAUACCAAAUCAAUCUCCUGCAAAUCCGGUUGUAGAAAACUUGUUGGGAACUAGCUCUAUUGACAGACCUACAGUUAACAGCCAUGAAAACAUUGUUACCUCAUUGACUGAACCCCUGGCGACCGUACCACUUUCAGUGGUAGAUGGUCUAGUGAUCGAGGAGUCGCCCAUACAGUUGUCCUCCCUUCCACCAGCAACCAACGGGGAGAAAGAUGCAGAUAUUUCUGUGGUGGUGGAAGAGGAGGAACAAGGAAACUCUCCACAAGAGGAGGUACAAAAGUCCCUAGAUACCAACACAAUAUUAUGUAAAAAUGAGGUUGGAAGUCUUGAAAAUAUUAUGGACACAAGUGAUACAAUUGUGGAAGCUACAAGAGAAUUUGAGGAAGGGGAAAUGGUGCAACUAGUACAGGAUCAGAUUCUAGAGGAAGAAGGAGUGGAGGGGAUACAGGUGCCAUCAGAUCACAUCAUCACUGCCUCCAAUAUUUAUCAGACCCCUGAAGGUAUCAUUAUUAUCCAGAACCAAGAUGGGAGCACAGUACAACUACAGGGUGGGGACGGAGAGCCCAUCCCAUUAGAGACUGUACAGGCACUGCUGGCUAUGGACGGACAACUCUUACAGACCACCAUGGAGGAAGGGGAGCAACUCCAGCUUGACCAGUGAACACGACCACAAAAACCACAGAAUCACUUGGAAAACAGCCAGAGUUGUAGGGAAUCAUUAAGCAUCAUGGUUAUUGUAAGAAUCUUUUAAUAUUUUGGGCCAACCUUUUUGACUUGUGGGAAGUGUAUAGCACAAGCAAUAUUGACCAUUCCACCAUUUCUAGAUACGGCAGACUACUAGCACAAAAUAAUAGAGUUAGUGUCUUGCACAUAAUUUACAGAUGGACCUCUAUUAGAAAGAGGAAUCCCUCUUUUCUACUGGAAACAAUUUCAUAAUUAUAAAUUACUUAAUAUCAGGAAGUAAAUAACAAGGAAACUUUCCAUUUCUGUGUUUGGAAAUUAAACAAUAUUGGUUUAUAAAUUAUGAAAUGAUGUAAAAGGUUGUAGGUAAGCAACAGUAGAUUUUAGAAAAUACAAUUCAGUCAAAUAAAAUUUUCUGAGAUAUUCUAUUUUCAAGGUGAAAUUAAGAUAGAGAAUGCCAUACCAUAUGUACCAAACUUGGUGUAUGUACUUUUGUCAAGAACCUGGCAACUGUUCACAUUUACAAGAGUGUUAACAAUAACUAAAUACAAGUACAUAUGGUCCAGAAAAAUAUUUAUGAUCAGUGGCACAAAGACAGAGGAAUAUUACAGGUAAUGAGUAUAAAGCACACCUUAUUUUGGCACACUAAAAUUUGAAGUGGAUUUAAACGUAUUAGGUGCAAUGUGAUGGAUGAUCAAUUGAUGCACACAUUGAUAUUUGUCAGAAAUUGAUGUACAGAAAAAUUAAUGUACAGAAACUGAAAUCAUUAUUGAGUGAAAUUCUUUUACCACAAAAUAACAAUUAAAAUAACCCCUAAAAUUUGUAUGUUUACAGCAAGUGUAUUGGGAUUUAGGCAGCAUACACUGUAGUGUACUGUUAUUAAGUUUUCAAAACGUAUCCAUAGGGGGAAAAUGACACUUAAGACAAUCGAAAUGGUAAUUUGGCCUCUCACAAAUUGCAAUACAGUUGUGAAUUUUAGUGAAAAUUUAGUCAAAAUGACUUAUGGAAAUACUUUUCAUGUAUUCUCUAAUAGAAAUAUCGGAUUGGUGAAUUUAAAUUCCAAAUCUGGAAUUUAUUUUUAAAAGUCUGGUGUAAUAAAUUUUCCGAAAGUGCAAUUUCGCCAUACCAGGUUCAGAGGUUCCCUUCUCCAUUUGCUGUUUUAAGAUAAUGUAUCUAUCAGUUGCCACCUCUCUAUAACUAUUAGUUAAACACAUCUUCAUAUGGAUAUCAAACUGGCUAAGGACUCCCAUGUCAGAAAAAUUAUUUCUGAACUUUACAGCUCUGUUAUUUCAGUAGGAUGUCAAUUCGUUAAAGAAUUAAACACAGGUGUUGUUUAGUAGUCUGUAAUAUUGCUGACUCAGUUGUUUCUGAUAUUUACUGGUUUUCGGUGACUUUAAAAUUGUCUUUAAACGUGUUCAACUUAAAUUCCAUGGGAUAUAGAAAUUGGUUCUGCAGUGUGUCCGUCCAUCUGUCUGUACAGGUGAAGACAUUUGAAUUGUUCAUAUGGGUUUAACUGUAAGUGCUACAUCUGAUAUUUGUUACAAUGAUGAAGCUAGGUUUGAUCUACUGAACUGUAAGUUUAUGCUGCAUGUAAGGUACAUAUAAUAUUUCGUUCGUUCAGUUUGAUAUCAGAUUACCAAGUUUUGUGUUCUAUCACACUUGCAUUUGAAUACCAGUAUAUUUCAUCAACCUUUAAUGCAGCGGAACUGAAUUCAGAUUGAAGUAGAGUAAGGUACUGCAGUCUUAAUGGUUUUGAUUUUUUUUAAAUUGUGAAUCUGAUAGAUAACUUAUAGUUCUAAUGAACAUUUAACUACAGGUGUGUGUAUGUGUGAAUAUAUCAAAAUGAAAGGGCAUUACGAUGUCUGGAGUGAAAGGUUUAGAAUCGUUUUAUAGAACUUUGAGUUCCAAAUAAAUUGGAUAUUGUACAGUUUUGAGAUAUGUUAAAUAUUAGGCUGUUACAUAUAUGUGAAGUACAAUUGGAAGACUGUCUAUAUACCAAUGUUACUGAUAUCCUAUUUUUGCACUAUAGUUAGCGCAAUAAAUAGUGUCAAAACAUUUUCUCAACAGUUAAUAUUAUUGUUCAGGUGAAAAUAAUUUAUAAGCAUUGUACAUAAUGUAGUGCUCCAUGCUGGUGCCAAAAGUGCUAAAUUUAGUGUUACAACAAAUCCAUUUACAUGGGAGCAGACAUUGUAAUGCUAGCUCUAUCAGAAUUGGACACAUUCUCCAGUGAAAUAACAGAUAAGCCCAGGAUAGCGAUCCUAUGACUGGGGUCGCUGACUUGUGGAGUAAACCUUGCUAUAAAAUAUGUUUAGCAAUAUUGUGUUUUUAUACAAAGUUGUAUUAUACUUUCUGUUCAUUGUCUGACAGUUGAAACAGAAAUUAUGUAAUUUAUUGGCGAACACAGUACUGUGAAUGAAAGCAAGACCUGUCUUUGCUUUAAAACCAGGAAAUGUUGAAAGAUACUGAUUAUUCUUUUCAAAGAGCAGCUAUAGAAAUUUUAAUAAAUAUCUGAAUCUUUUUGCAUUGACAGUUAAUGUAUUAAAAUUCUUACUACCUGGA
This is a messenger RNA of Pecten maximus, 5824 nucleotides long. RefSeq lists its product as uncharacterized. The transcript is spliced from 5 exons. The record is from RefSeq and is a predicted model, not a curated record. NCBI's taxonomy places the organism in Eukaryota, Metazoa, Mollusca, Bivalvia, Pectinida, Pectinidae. Bases 234 to 3245 code for a protein of 1003 amino acids.